AUGAUCUUCCAACCCAUUCCAGCUAAGGAUAAAAUUACUUUUACGAAUAGAGAUGGAAAAAAGGAAACUGGCACUAAAAUCAGAUUUAGAAAUGGUUUCUGUUAUGAUGUUUUAACAUCAGUUGAUAUUCAAGAAAUAGUUAAAGCCGGUGGACGAAUUAUCAAAAUCUUAGAUGUUGAGAUAGAAGAAGAAGAAAAAGAAUUUAUUCCUUCAAAGGAUUCUACAAGAUUAACACCUAGUCAUUUGGGAUCAUUCGUAUUAUCUCACAGUAAAAAAAUAAUGAAUAAUUUCAUUCACGUAAUAGAUGGAUUUUAUAAACCGGAAAUUUACUAUACCGAUACUGAUAGUUUAUACAUUUCUUCUAAAAAUUGGGAUAAAUUAAAUAAAGCUGGGUUAGUAUCAGAAACUGAUUAUUGUAAUGGAAAGAAUGAUUACGGUGAUGGUGGAAUUAUAUAUGGUUUAUAUUUAGCACCUAAAGUUAAAUAUAAUAUAAUUUUAACUUCCGAUGGUGUUUUGAAAGAAAAGAAAACGUUUAAAGAUUAUUCUAAUAAGAUUAAGGUGGAUGAUUAUAUUCAAUUAGAUAGUGGACAUGAUGUGAUGAAUGAAUUUAAGAAACCAUGGGGAAAGACUUUCUCUGAUGGAAUAGUUAUUCCAAAUGAUGAAGAUAAACAAAAGAAAGUUUUUAGAAGUUAUUUAAAUCUCGUUAAGAGAAAAGCACUAGAUGAUGAAGGAAUCAGGUAUCCUUACAACGAUGGAAAAGAAUUGAACAUGGAUGAAAACUACGAAUUUGAUGAUUUCGAUUACCGUAUAUUUCCGAAUAUAAUGCGCAUCCAUGUAUAA
Molecule: messenger RNA, 840 nt
Organism: Lottia gigantea (owl limpet)
Lineage: Eukaryota; Metazoa; Mollusca; Gastropoda; Lottiidae
Exons: 2
Coding region: 1-840 (279 amino acids)
Molecular function (GO): nucleic acid binding; nucleotide binding
Source: RefSeq, a predicted model, not a curated record